Messenger RNA from Orcinus orca (killer whale), 2861 nucleotides. It is a transcript of the gene SARS2, whose product is annotated as seryl-tRNA synthetase 2, mitochondrial. Gene Ontology annotation, molecular function: ATP binding; serine-tRNA ligase activity; tRNA binding. The coding region runs from base 29 to 1585 and encodes 518 amino acids. Gene Ontology annotation, cellular component: mitochondrion. Lineage: Eukaryota; Metazoa; Chordata; Mammalia; Artiodactyla; Delphinidae. The record is from RefSeq and is a predicted model, not a curated record. The transcript has 17 exons. Gene Ontology annotation, biological process: mitochondrial seryl-tRNA aminoacylation.
GUGCGUGACCCUUUGUCCCCCUUCCAAGAUGGCUGCGUCCAUAAUGCGGCGCUUGUGGCCUCUGGUGGCUGCUCGGGGCUUGCGGCUCCGGGGAGGCUGCGUUUGCAACCAGAGCCCAAGGAGAAGUUUCGCUACGGAGAGACGAGACCGGAACCUCCUGUACGAGCACGCGCGUGAGGGCUACAGCGCGCUCCCUCAGCUGGACAUGGAGCCGCUGUGCGCAUACCCGGAAGAGGCCGCGCGCGCCCUGGAGCUCCGCAAGGGGGAGCUGCGGCCGGAGGAUCUGCCCGCGAUCAUCUCAACAUGGCAGGAGCUGAGGCAGCAGCGGGAGCAGAUCCGGAGCCUGGAGGAGGAGAAGGGGGCCGUGGCUGAGGCAGUGCAGGCCCUGCUGGUAAACCAGGACCACAGUCAAGUGCAGCAGGACCCCCAGUAUCAGAGUCUGCGGGCACGUGGCCGGGAGAUCCGGAAGCAACUCAUGCUCCUGUACCCCAAGGAGGCCCAACUCGAGGAGCAGUUCUACCUGCGGGCGCUGAGGCUGCCCAACCAGACCCACCCAGACGUGCCCGUCGGGGACGAAAGCCAGGCCCGAGUGCUCCAUGUGGUUGGAGACAAGCCAGCCUUCUCCUUCCAACCCCGGGGCCACCUGGAAAUAGCUGAGAAACUCGACAUCAUCCGUCAGAAGCGUCUGUCCCACGUGUCUGGCCACCGCUCCUAUUACCUGCGUGGGGCUGGGGCCCUCCUGCAGCACGGCCUGGUCAACUUCACACUCAACAAGCUCAUCCACCGGGGCUUCACCCCCAUGACGGUGCCAGACCUUCUCCGAGGAGCUGUGUUUGAAGGCUGUGGGAUGACACCAAAUGCCAAACCAUCCCAAAUUUACAACAUCGACCCCUCGCGCUUUGAAGACCUCAACCUGGCCGGGACAGCAGAGGUGGGACUUGCAGGCUACUUCAUGGACCACUCUGUGGCCUUCAGGGAUCUGCCAAUCAGGAUGGUUUGUUCCAGUACCUGCUACCGGGCGGAAACAGACACGGGGAAGGAGCCGUGGGGGCUGUAUCGAGUACACCACUUCACCAAGGUGGAGAUGUUUGGGGUGACAGGCCCUGGGCUGGAGCAGAGCUCGCAGCUGCUGGAGGAGUUCCUGUCCCUUCAGAUGGAGAUCUUGACAGAGCUGGGCUUGCACUUCCGGGUCCUGGACAUGCCCACCCAGGAGCUGGGCCUGCCCGCCUACCGCAAGUUUGACAUCGAGGCCUGGAUGCCGGGCCGAGGCCGCUUUGGCGAGGUCACCAGUGCUUCCAACUGCACGGACUUCCAGAGCCGCCGCCUCCACGUCAUGGUCCAGACGGAGGCCGGGGAGCUGCAGUUCGCCCACACGGUGAACGCCACAGCCUGUGCUGUCCCCCGCCUCCUCAUUGCACUCCUGGAGAGCAAUCAGCAAAAGGACGGCUCGGUGCUCGUGCCCCCUGUCCUCCAGCCCUACCUCAGCACCGAUCGGAUCACGACCCCCACCCACGUGCCUCUCCAGUACAUCGGCCCCAACCAGCCCCAGAAGCCCAGGCUCCCGGGCCAGCCUGCCUCGAGCUGAGGACUCAUCCUCGUUGGCCAGCCUUAGCCCAGAUGUCACCUCCUCCGAGAGGACUUCCCUGACCAGCGUGGCCAAAGUAAACACCCCAGCACUCAGCAUCUAUGCCGCUGUGCUGUGCUGCGCCGCAGCCUCCUUCCUUGAGUGUUGUCUUUCCCCAUUCUCAGAUGUCUGCUCCAAGAGGCCAGGGAAGUUUGCCAGUAGCCCCAUUCAUUGUUGUAGCACCAGGGUCUAGAAGAGGACUGGGCAUGUAAUGGGUGCUCAACAAAAAUGACUGGGAUGAAGGAGCUCGGACCUGUGUAGUUCGCAGUGCCAAGCACUGCCCAAGCUAACAUGUGCAUUAACUGAUUUAAUCUUCCCCAUCAAGCUGUGGAGUAGGUUGUCACCAGCCCUAUUUCACAAGUGAGGAACAGGUCUUAGAUUAAGCAGUUGUCCCAGGGCUGCACAGCUGGUAGUGGAGGAGCUGGGACUCAGGUGGGGCCCAGAUACAGCUCUGAGGAAGUAGAUUUAUGAGACCCACUUUCCAGAGGAGAAAAUGGGCCAAGGAAAGGAAGGAGUUGCCUAAGGUUGGUCUGUAAGUGGCUGCCUCUGGAUUCAAACCCAGGUCCCGCCUCCCAGUGGGGCCUUAAGCUCAUCAGACCCUGUUUCCCUGGGCAGAGAAUCCCCACCCCCACCCCCGCGCUGGAGCUCAGGGGCUGGAAGCUGGAGGGGAGGGUGCAGGGAGUGGGCCCCCAUGAAUAAUUGAGGGCCUCAGGCGGGUCUCCGCCCCGCAGCUGUUGCCCUCCAUCUGGCGGGGAGCGGGUGGUGGUGACGUCACUUCCUCCCGUGGGGGCCACCGGGGGCGCGGGUUAUAAGGAGCUGCCUCCCCGGCCGCACGGUGCGAGGACCCUGGUCCGGACGCCCCGCCAUGCAGCGCCGCGAGCCCACCGUGCCGCUCUUGCUACUGCUGCUGCCUCCUCUGCUGGCGCUGCUGCUCGGGGCGGGUGAGCGCCUGAGACCAGGGCGACCCCCCCGGCCAGCCUGGGGAGCGGGGGACUCGGGUGACCGGGGGCGGGGAUGGCGCACCCAGCGGGGCCAGACUAGAGCUUUCACGGGCUGAGCUUCCAGGUGGAGACGGCGCACCUGGCAGGGGGGCUGGGGGAGGGGACUUGUGGGUACCGGGACGACCUCGGAGCUGGAAUCAGCACCCGGGACAGCGCCCGGAGUGCGAGCCCAGCACCCCCGUCCUUCCUCCACAGCCACCGUGGCUCCCCUGGCACCGCGACCCUCCAAGGAGGAG